Pararge aegeria (speckled wood butterfly) is the source of this 984-nucleotide messenger RNA. Its product is annotated as trypsin, alkaline C-like. The transcript is spliced from 3 exons. The coding region runs from base 389 to 964 and encodes 191 amino acids. The record is from RefSeq and is a predicted model, not a curated record. Gene Ontology annotation, biological process: proteolysis. Gene Ontology annotation, molecular function: serine-type endopeptidase activity. Lineage: Eukaryota; Metazoa; Arthropoda; Insecta; Lepidoptera; Nymphalidae.
ACCCUCAGCUUCAAGUUCCACUGUUGGGCACAAGCCUUACCGUGCUCUUCGAGGCACGGGGGUUGACCAAAAAACCGAAUUCCUAAUAAGGUUUGGCCCGACACGAGAUUCGACCCCUGGCCUCAUGAUUCUUUGACAUAAAAAAGAAAUCUGUUUAUUUUUCUAAAUUAUGAUUAUUCAUACGUCAACACUUAAAAGCGUUGCCAAAGCGAGAUGGUCGCGUCGUCGGCGGCUCCCCGGCGCCAAUUGAGAUGUACCCCUUCAUGGCCAGCAUGCAAGUCAGUUGGUCCGGCGGAGCUCACAAUCAUGGUUGCGGAGGAACCCUCAUUACAAGAACUGCAAUACUCUCUGCUGCUCAUUGUUUUUAUUUUUAUUAUGCGGAGAGACGAUGGAGUGCGCGCGUCGGGUGUCCCACAUUAUCGAGCGACGGCGGCACCCGCUUGGGGUGUCACGUACUAUCUUACACCACGACUAUGUACACAGGCUAGUGCAAAACGACGUGGCAAUCGUCAGACUGGCAUCACCUGCGCCACUUUCCAAUAAAAUUCAAUUGGCCCGCAUUGCAGGACCAAACUACGCCCUUCCCGAUAAUCUACGCGUAUACGUAGCGGGUUGGGGAUUAACACAAUAUGAAAACCUUGAUGUAUCGGAUGAGCUACAACAUACGUACGUUUUUAUAAUCAACCAUGACCUCUGCACUAAGCGUUACGCUGAACUCGGGCAGCAGCCUGAUAUCGAAAGCAUUAUACCAAAAGUAACACCGGAAAUGAUGUGCACUGGUAUCCUUGACGUCGGUGGCCAAGACGCUUGCUCUGGUGACUCCGGUGGCCCCGUCUUGCAUGGAGGCGACAUCAUCGUCGGUGUGACAUCUUGGGGCUACACGUGUGCGCAUCCUCUUUACCCAGGAGUCAGCGCACGUGUUCCAUCUUACACUCAAUGGAUCGUUGAAACGGCUGUGGCUUAGCCAAAUUACUUUACCGCUAU